Molecule: messenger RNA, 3978 nt
Organism: Pseudomyrmex gracilis
Lineage: Eukaryota; Metazoa; Arthropoda; Insecta; Hymenoptera; Formicidae
Gene: HDAC6
Product: histone deacetylase 6
Exons: 19
Coding region: 261-3761 (1166 amino acids)
Biological process (GO): chromatin organization
Cellular component (GO): histone deacetylase complex
Molecular function (GO): histone deacetylase activity; zinc ion binding
Source: RefSeq, a predicted model, not a curated record
UCAUUUUAUGAUACACCGUUGUUUUCUGACCAGAAGUAAACACGGGAGUGUUAAAAUAGAUAUAAACAAAUAGAAAAAACAAUGUAAAACAAUUUAAAAAGUGUUUCGGUCUUUGAUUUCGGCAGAAAGAUCUAAUUGAAAGAACCAAAAAAAUACAUGUGUGUAUCAUAUUGGAUCAAUUGUAAUAGAAAUCAAUGUUUAUCUGUGCCCACUUACACGUGAACGUUUUGAGAUAUUUGAAUUCUUAGUAAACUGUACAAAUGACUGAAUCUAUAGUAAAAUCAGAUUUGUUUAGUGCUGCCAAACAGUUGGUGGAAAGUGAAAUUGAUCUGAUAAAGAUAAUUGAGAGCUCUAAAAAGUGCAAAAAAUCUGAUACAAAUACACUUGUAGAUAUGAAAAAAACAAAGAAGUCUGGAAAAUCAACGAAAGUUCGCCCUUGGCUGUUGGCUGCCAAGCAAGAAGCGGCACAGCGUAAGCUAUUGGAUAAAAAAUCCAACAACAGUUUUGUACGAGAUAUAUAUCAGAGAGCGAUUGAUGCUUACACAAUGGUGCGAAAGAAGACGGGUCUUGUGUUCGACCGAAACAUGGCGGAGCACGAAUGUCUCUGGGAUCAAAAUUAUCCCGAAUGCCCAGCCAGAUUUACACAGGUGUUGCAAAGAUGCGAAGAAUUGGGUUUGGUGAAAAGAUGCAAGAUUAUCGAGUCGAGAUCGGCUACGGAGAGUGAAAUUUUGACGAAGCAUACUCAAAAGCAAAUUGAUAUCCUCAAGGCAACGCACGGUUGUGUAGAUAUUGAAAACUUGGAAUUGUUGUCUUCUAGAUACGACGCUAUUUUUAUUCAUCCAUCUACGUAUAAAUUGUCUUUGUUAGCUGCUGGCUCAACGAUCAAUUUGGUUGAAAGUAUUUGUAAAGGCGAUGUGCAAAAUGGCAUGGCUAUUGUCAGACCACCAGGUCAUCAUGCAAUGAAAUCAGAAUACUGUGGUUAUUGUUUUUUUAACAACGUAGCACUUGCGGCAGAAAAGGUUCUUUGUUCGAAUCUGGCGAGUAGAAUUUUAAUUGUGGAUUGGGACGUUCAUCACGGACAGGCAACGCAACAAAUGUUUUACAACGACCCACGUGUGGUUUACUUUUCGAUACAUCGCUACGAGCACGGUGAGUUCUGGCCCAAUCUGAGAGAAUCUGAUUUUCAUUACGUCGGUGAGGAUCUGGGAGAGGGUUACAAUUUCAAUAUACCCUUGAAUAAAACCGGCAUGACCAAUGCCGAUUACGUUGCGAUUUUCCAACAAGUUUUAUUGCCGAUGGCUUACGAAUUUCAACCGGAUCUGGUAAUAGUGUCAGCUGGUUACGACGCAGCUCUGGGUUGUCCAGAGGGUGAAAUGCUUGUAACUCCAGCGUGUUAUGCACAUUUGUUAUCAUCGUUGUUGAGUUUGGCAGCCGGAAGAGUCGCUGUAAUUUUGGAGGGUGGUUAUUGCUUGAAAUCUUUAGCGGAGGGUGCAGCUUUGACUUUGAGAACUUUGUUGGGCGAUCCAUGUCCCAUCUUGCAAAGUCUAGAAUUGCCAUCGUCAAGCAUACGCGAUACUAUUCUGAACGUAAUUUACGCGCACAAACCAUAUUGGAAAUGUUAUCAGUAUCAAGACACGUACAGCAUCAACAGCAUAACGCAUGACAAAGAAGAGAUUACUAAUCGACAUGUGGUCAGGGUUACGUACAAGAGCAAUGAGAUCAAACUCGACAAGUACGAAACACGAAAUUGUUAUCCCGUAAAAACCAAAGAAGCUGCGGAUAUCAUCGAGAAACAGUUGAACGAAUUGAUACAAUUUACGAAUUUGUACAAAGCACCUCACAAAGUGUGUGUUGUUUAUGACGAACGAAUGCACAAGCAUUGCGACAUAUCCGACAAUAGUCAUCCAGAGAAACCGUCCCGUAUUGCUGGUAUUUAUAAGAAUCAUGAGGAAAAUGGUUUGCUAGAUCGAUGUUACAUGCUACAAGGAAAAAGUGCGACAAUAGAAGAGUUAUGUUUGGCUCAUUCCAAGCAACAUGUUGACAGUAUCAAAAGGACAUCUGGUUUGAAACUCAAAGAAUUACAAAAACAAGCUUCCGAUUAUAAUUCUGUUUAUCUGAACAACGAGACGUGGUCGAGCGCUUGCGUGUCCGCUGGUUCUCUAUUGCAAGUGGUGAACGCGGUUUUAAGCGGGAAAAGUCAAUCUGGCGUGGCAAUCGUUAGACCACCGGGACACCACGCCGAAGAGGAUAUCGCGUGUGGAUUUUGUAUUUUCAAUAACGUCGCGGUUGCCGCAAGAUACGCUAUACAAUUUUAUCACUUAAAGAGGGUGUUGAUAGUAGAUUGGGACGUGCAUCACGGAAACGGAACGCAGUCAAUUUUCGAGGAAGAUCCCAAAGUUCUUUACAUGUCUGUACAUCGUUACGAUAACGGAAGCUUUUUCCCAAAUUCAAAGUCUGCUAACUACACGAGCGUUGGUUUAAAAGCGGGUGAGGGAUUUAAUGUAAACAUACCCUGGAACAAGAAAGGAAUGGGAGAUGCUGAAUAUAUAGCGGCUUUUCAACAAGUUGUGAUGCCCAUUGCUUAUCAGUUUAAUCCGGAAUUGGUUCUGAUUUCUGCCGGAUUCGAUGCUUGCGUGGGCGAUCCACUCGGAGGUUGUCUCGUAAGCCCAGAGAUCUAUGCUCAUUUGACUCACUGGCUCUCGUCUCUGGCCAAUGGCCGUAUAAUUCUCAGCCUCGAAGGAGGCUACAAUAUCAAUUCAAUCUCGCACGCGAUGACCAUGUGUACCAAAGCUCUUCUGGGCGAUCCCUUGCCGAUGCUGGAUCCCGGUCUGAUUCCCUGCACCAGCGCGAUAAAUUCCAUCAACAAUGUUCUGAAGACUCACAAAAGAUUUUGGCCAAAUUUGCAAUACUGCAUGUCGUUGCCAAAAGAGAGAGCCAACUUCCUAAGACCGUCGUUGCUUCAGACCGUCUCUUCGAAAUUCGAGAACUCUUUCAUGCCGAAGCAAACGGAAUCGAAGAUUGCGUUGGAGGGAAUAGAAAGUGAGAAAUUGGAUUUGAACUUGGCGAUCGAUAAAAAUUACUUGAGUCAGGUGACGGACGAGGAAAUAUUGAAAUUGACGAACGAAGUGGAGAAUAUAAAAAUUAAGAACCUCGACUUGAACAGCAAAACAAACGAGACGAGAAAAAAACCAAAACAAACAACUGAAGCAAAAAGUGUAGAAGUUUCACAAGCUAUACAACAAUGUGUGAAGGAAACAAAGCAGUCGCAAAAUCAACAAGAAAAUUCUGGAGUGUCUGAAGAUAACGAAGAUAACGCGGCAGCCUUACCUCGUGAUACGCGAGAUAUGACUCUGCAAGAAUACCUGUCCGAUAACAUUCAGGCUCUAACGGCGGGAGAGAUGUUCGCGGUAAUACCUUUGCUUGAUUGUCCGCACGUGGACACAGUCAACGACGUUCCUCCAAAUGGAAUCGACGUUGCUUCACCUUGCGCGGAGUGCGGCAGCACCGCAGAAAAUUGGAUAUGUCUGCAGUGUUACACUGUACAUUGUGCUCGUUAUGUUAAUCAGCACGCGAUGCAACAUGCGGAGGAACACGAGCAUCCGAUAGCGCUCAGUUUCACCGACAUAUCCGUCUGGUGCUAUGGUUGUGAAUCCUACAUUAAUCAUCCCCGCUUAUAUCCGGCAAGAAAUGCGGCUUAUCAAAGCAAAUUCAAUGAAGAACUUGUCUGGACUUAUGGCGAAAGCAAUACAAACAUAUCUUAGUUUGAUAUAAAAAGUCUACUAAGUUUAAUUCGCUAAAUUCACUAAAUUCAUUUGUUUUAAGAUUUAUACAUAGAAAUUAUUUGUUCUUCUCACUCUGUUUGUUUUUUUGGAUUUUGAGACAAAAAGAUAAAUCAGUUCACAAGUUCGAGGAUAUUUUUUUCUCAUUAUUACAAAAACAACAACUGGCUUCUUCUUAGGUUUUUUCUUUCGUUAUAUA